Messenger RNA from Beta vulgaris subsp. vulgaris (sugar beet), 4421 nucleotides. RefSeq names its product protein PLASTID MOVEMENT IMPAIRED 1. NCBI's taxonomy places the organism in Eukaryota, Viridiplantae, Streptophyta, Magnoliopsida, Caryophyllales, Amaranthaceae. Bases 135 to 2825 code for a protein of 896 amino acids. The transcript is spliced from 3 exons. The record is from RefSeq and is a predicted model, not a curated record.
CCUUCACACAUUUCUCUCUGUAUCAUCCAUAGAAAUUUGAUGGUUUGCCAAGCACCAGCUAGGAUGCAUCCAAAUUCUAUGUUCAUGGCAGUUUCUCCACCUCAUAAACUUUUUCCUUACCACAAAAUCAACAAAUGUCUUAUCCUAAUCUUCUUGAAGCACGCACUUGCUUCAAUAUUAACCUGUAUGUUAACACUUUAGCAUAUCAUCUUUAUUUCGCAUCAAAUCCCUCUUUUAACUUUUCCUAUUUUGAAAUAACACUUAGCCAAAAAGUAAUGGCAGCACCUGAGUCAAACACUCACCUCCUAGAAGAGCUAGAACAGCUCAGCCAAUCCCUUUACCAGUCUCACAUUUCUGCAACCCGCAGAACUGCAUCGCUUGCUCUGCCUCGGUCUGCAGCUCCUCCAAUACCUACUGCAGAUGAAGCUGAUACAGCUACAUAUGAAGACAGCAGGCCCAGCCUCAAGUCCAGGCCAAGGAGAAUGUCCUUGUCUCCUUGGCGUGCUCGAGCCAAGGAUGAUCAAGCUCGUGAAAACGAACAGCCGAAGAAAGAGAAAGAUAUUAAGCUAUUUGAUCAUGAGGAUGCAUCAUCAACAGACAAAAAGGGAAUAUGGAAAUGGAAGCCAAUGCGAGCUCUGUCGCAUAUUGGAAUGCAGAAACUGAGUUGCUUGUUCUCGGUGGAAGUGGUUGCAGCUCAGGGUCUUUCAGCUUCAAUGAAUGGGCUAAGGCUCUCAGUUUGUGUAAGAAAGAAAGAAACAAAAGAUGGGGCAGUAAAUACAAUGCCAUCUAGGGUAUCUCAAGGAGCAGCUGAUUUUGAGGAGACAUUAUUUGUUAAAUGCCAUGUUUACUGCACACAAGUCAGUGACAAACAGCAGCUGAAAUUCGAACCAAGACCCUUUCUCAUUUAUCUUUUUGCAGUUGAUGCUGCGGAGCUAGAUUUUGGAAGGAGCUCGGUGGAUUUGAGCCGGCUUAUUCAGGACGCGCUACAGAAGACUGCAGAAGGUUCUAGGAUACGUCAAUGGGACACAAGUUUCGAUCUUGCAGGAAAGGCAAAGGGGGGACAACUGUUGCUCAAAUUAUCAUUCCAGAUCAUGGAGAAAGAUGGAGGAGGUGGACUGUUCAGUCAGCUUGAGGGAUUGAAGUCGGGAAGAGCAAGAGCUUCUUCUUCUACAUUUGGACGGAAGCAGUCAAAGUCAUCGUUCAGCAUACCAAGUCCCAAGUUGUCGAGCAGGGCAGAAGUCUGGACUCCAUCUCACACAGGAACGGCUGCAGAUAUUCAGGGUAUAGACGAUCUGAACCUUGAUGAUGAACCACCUGUACCUGAACCUCAGAAGCCAAAAGAAGAAGAGGGAACAGAGGAAGUUGAUCUUCCAGAUUUCGAAGUGGUGGACAAAGGAGUGGAGAUUCAGAAAACCGAACAAACCAAUGAAGAUGAAGAGCUUAAUGACAAAGCUGAAGACGGUUCUUCAACCAGUGAGGUUGUGAAGGAAGUGGUACAUGAUCAUGUUCACCUGUCAAGAUUAACAGAGCUGGAUUCUAUAGCCCAACAGAUUAAAGCACUUGAAUCAAUGAUGAUAGAAGAAACAGUGGAUCAAACACAUGAAGAAGAAAAUGAAGGAGAGAAGCUUGAUGCUGAUGAGGAAACUGUAACAAUGGAGUUUCUUCAGAUGCUUGAGGAUGAGGAAACAGGUGACCUGAGCGAGUUUCAAUUUAAGACGCCUGCUUCUAAGCUAGAUAAAACUCAGAAAACUGCAAAUGCUGAGUCAGGAGUUUUUCUACCAGACCUUGGCAAGGGUUUGGGUUGUGUAGUUCAGAUAAAAAAUGGAGGGUUCUUAGCUGCCACAAAUCCUUUAAAUGUUGAAGUGUCAAAGAUAGAAACUCCAAAGCUUGCAAUGCAGAUAUCUAAACCUUUUGUUCUUACUUCAGACAUGUCUAUCAAUGGGUUUGAGCUAUUUCAGAGGAUGGCUGCUCUUGGGGUUGAACAACUUAGCUCCGAAGUGCUAACUCUGAUGCCCAUAGAAGAGCUGGUAGGCAAAACUGCAGAACAAAUAGCUUUUGAAGGAAUUGCAUCAACAAUUAUCAGUGGCAGAAAGAAAGAAGGUGCCAGCUCAAGAGCUGCUCGUAGCCUUGCUACCAUUAAACAGAUUGCAAGCGCCAUGAGCACAGGCAGGAAAGAACGGAUAACAACAGGACUUUGGAAUGUUGGUGAAGAUCCACUCACAGCUGACGAACUCCUGGCGUUCUCCAUUCAGAAGAUCGAGGGUAUGGCAAUUGAUGCACUGAAAAUACAGGCAGAUAUGGCUGAAGAAGAUGCUCCUUUUGAUGUUUCUCCACUUGGUGGGAGGGCACAAAGCAGCGGUCAAAAAGACCAAAAUCACCCUCUUUCUGCAGCAAUUUCACUUGACGAUUGGAUUAAAGAUAACGAACUUAAAGAGUCAGAGACAAUCACAUUGCUGAUGGUGGUCCAGCUCCGUGAUCCAUUAAGGAGAUAUGAGCCUGUUGGGGCACCUGUUAUAGUACUGAUUCAUGCAACUCCUGCUGAGACAAAACAAGGAAAAUAUGAACAGACAAAAUUCAGAGUAGUUAGUUUACAUGUUGCGGGCAUGAAAGUUCAAACAGGCCAAAAGAGGAAUGCUUGGGAUACUGAGAAGCAUAGACUAACUGCUAUGCAAUGGCUGAUAGCAUAUAACAUGGGUAAGGCAGCAAAAAAAAGAAAAUCUCCAAGCUCAAAGGGGGAAGAUCUGUUAUGGAGCCUUUCAUCAAGGAUAGUUGCAGAUAUGUGGCUCAAGUCGAUAAGAAAUCCAGAUGUGAAAUUCACAAACUAACAGUAGCAUUUUGUACUUCUAUAUACUCGAAAACUCUUGUAAGCAUAUUGAUUAUUUUUAGAGCACGUAAAAUGCUUCCUAUUCCACCUACAGCAAAUAUAUUUUAGCAAGCGCAACAAAGUGAUCGCUACAGAUCAAUAAAGGAACGAGUCUGUUGGUGUCCAAACAGAACAUUUAUCAACUAGCAAAGCUACUUCGCAAUUAUUUGGCGAAUUAGGUUCAUUUACAUUUCAAAUUGCAAAUAUGAAUUAGGAAACGAAAUGGCCUAAAUGAUACCAACUAUAGCUUAAGUGUAGGGAGCAGCACAAACUAUAGCUUCCACAACACGAACUCUGGUAAUGGGGGCACGCAUUGACAAGAGGAUAGUGAAAGGCCGUGAUUCUAUAAAAGAUCCUAGAAUCUUCUUUAUUAUAUAUAUAUGUAUAUAUAUAUAUAUAUAUGAAUAUAUAUAUAUAUGUAUAUAUAUAUGUAUAUAUAUAUAUAUAUAUAUGUAUAUAGAAUUGGGUUCACUGAGAACUACCUUAUGGUGAGAACCACCUUAUGAACCGUUAGAUUAAUGAGAUGAAGUAACUCACAACCGUUAGAUCACCUCGACUUGUACGCACAAAAAAUUUCCAAUUUAGGGUCGUGCAACUUCUUUCCAUUUUUCUCAUUUCUCUUUCUCUCUCCUAUUUCGCACUUUCUCUCUCCUAUUUUGCACUUUCUCUCUUUCCUAAUUCACAUUCAUUGGAAUACAUGAUAGUAACUUCUUCGUUCUCUGGUUAACUUCUUCGCAAUACUGAACUGUGAUGUGAUAAUGGUGCAGAAGAAAGGGUCUUUCUGAAUGCUUCGGACUGAUGUACUUGUUUAUAGAAAUCUGCUGUCUCUGGAAUACAAGCUCUUCAAUAGUCUAUUUCCGGAUUGUGUCAUUUCAUUGCCCGCCUCUCUUUUAUUGAUUCCAAUUGAAGCAAACAUCACAAUCUACAUGCAGCAAGACUAAUACAUGGAAUCUAAAAGGAGUCUCUACUCAUAUGUAUCUUUGUGGUAUAAAAUCAAGACUUGAUUUUGUUUCAGCCUCUGGAGGCACUUUAGCAGAGGGGUGAAAUUGCUGUGAAUGGAUUAAUGUCUUUGCUUAAUUCGUUUUCUAGUUGUGGAUGGAUCCUUCAUACAAUUAUGGGAUGCAUAGAACUCAAUGUACUUGUAGGCUUGCAGCAUUGUCUAAAUUGUGAAGUAGCAAUACCUAAAUUGCAUCACCUUUGCUAGACUUCUUGCUUGGCUAGAAGAAGUGAACUGAAUCACUGAAUUUUGGUCCCAGAAGAUGGGAUCACUUAGUGUCUUGAUGAUGCAAAUCCUGUAUUUUCUUCUGAAUAGGGAAACAACAUGGCCUUUAGAUGGAGAUUUUUUUAAGAAUUCAUGUUGUGUUCCAGCACACUGAAGCUCAAUAAGUAUCCAUCAUCAUGCAGCACAGAAAUGGCUACUGUUCAAACUUUUCCCUCACACUUCUCUGAUGUAAAAAUUUUGUAAUGUUUGUGGGCGUGGCACAUGCCUUAUUGGUUACCUAGGCGUCUCAGUUAUGUACUUCUGUUAUAUAAUUAAAAUAUAUGGUUGCAUACUUCA